Scutellospora calospora is the source of this 289-nucleotide messenger RNA. The record is from the annotation of a GenBank genome assembly. Lineage: Eukaryota; Fungi; Glomeromycota; Glomeromycetes; Diversisporales; Gigasporaceae.
AAUCAUCGGUUCAUGAACUUACUAUGCCUAUUAUGACAGAAUUAAAAAUUAAUAAUACAGAGAAUUUAAUGAAUAAGCUUAAAAUCAAGCCAACAAACUUCACAGAAUGGAAACAAAGACAUUAUAUAACAAGUUAUUUUAAUAUGGACCGUAAAGUGAGGAUAUAUGUAACUCGUCCAGACUGGUAUUUGACUGAAGACUUUCCAAAACUUAAAUAUAAAUACGACGAAACCUUAAUCGAUUGUGACAUACCAUGUAUUUGGAAAAUAAAAAAUUUAGAAGACUUAAC